Molecule: messenger RNA, 3240 nt
Organism: Pomacea canaliculata
Lineage: Eukaryota; Metazoa; Mollusca; Gastropoda; Architaenioglossa; Ampullariidae
Product: probable cytochrome P450 CYP44
Exons: 10
Coding region: 190-1740 (516 amino acids)
Molecular function (GO): iron ion binding; heme binding; oxidoreductase activity, acting on paired donors, with incorporation or reduction of molecular oxygen
Source: RefSeq, a predicted model, not a curated record
GAGGUACGUUGUAUGCGAAGCCGAAAUAAAAACUUUUGUGUCGCGUCUUCGUCACGAAAAAACAUCACCUCAUUUUUUUUUAUAAUUAAUGAGCCCCCAUAAUGAGGCAAAAACUUUGUUCUCCGACCCUUUUUCGGGGACAGAAGGUGGAACAGCUAUUGUCAUACAGCUAAAGAAUCUGAAAAUAUCAUGCAGCAAAUUGGGAAAAACAUUCAGAAUGCAGUGUACCGUGUAAAUUUUUCUUUGAAGCUUCAAAGUGUGUCUGUGAAAAAUGUAGCUUCUGUGACUUCAGACACAAGUGAUAGAUGGUCAAAGAAUGUGAAGUCUUUUGAUGAUAUCCCAGGGCCCAAAGGCUUGCCUUAUUUUGGAACUCUUCUGCCGUACAGGCUAGGCUGGCUAAACAUGAAAAAUGUUCCUGACGUCCUAAGACAGUGGUACAAGCAGUAUGGUGGUAUUGUCAAAGAAAUAAGGGCUGGUCACACUGUCGUACACAUCUUUGACCCUGACUUGAUCCGCUUUGUGUAUGCUGGUGAGGACAAAUGGCCCCGCAUUGAACCUUUGCUAGAAACAACACAGCUAUAUCGAAAACAGUUUGAUAUGUCUCCAGGGUUAGGAAACACCAAUGAUGAAGAAUGGUAUCGGCUACGAACUGCCAUCCAGCAGCUCAUGAUGCGACCAAAAGAGGUGCUGUUCUUUCUACCUGGGGCUGACAGAGUGGCACUGGACUUUGUAUCACACAUCAAGCAGCACAGAAAUUCCAGAAAUGAGGUACCAGACUUCAGCACUGAGCUUGGAAGGUGGUCUUUAGAAUCAUCAGGAGUGGGCAGUUUUGACAGGUGCUUGGGAUUUCUAACAGAAUCUGGUAGAAGAGAAGCUGUGGAGUUAAUUGAUGCAAACACCACAGUGUUUGAGUUGACAGCAAAACUCAAGUUUGCACUUCCUCUGUACAAGUACCUGCCAAGUCCCACCUGGAAGAGGCUUGUGGCAGCUGAAAGCACUAUAUUCAGAGAAUUCAAGCGCCAUUUUGAUACCACCUUUGAGACAUUAAAGAAGAAGAUAACCAGUGGUCAGCUGAAGGAAGGGGAAUUCCGUUUUCUUUGCUACAUGUUGGGAAGACCAGAACUGGGAGAGAAGGAUAUUGUCACACUCACACUGUCACGCUUCAUUGAUGGCUUGUCUACCACAACCCAGGCCCUACUGUUUGCACUAUACUGCCUUGCUACAAAUUCUGCAGCACAGGAAAAGGCGUUUGAGGAAAUUAAUUCUCUUUUGAGUCCCUCAUCUACUUUGACUGCCGAUACUUUCAAUCAGCUUUCAUACGUCCGAGCUAUUAUUAAAGAGAGCUUCAGACUGUUCCCUAUCAAUAUCGAGAUUGCCCGAGUCACUAAAAAAAAUAUGAUUAUUGGUGAUUACCAGAUUCCAGAAGGGACUGUCAUUCAUUUAAAUAACACCACCUUGUUCCGUGACCCUGAGUUCUUUGAAGAACCUGACACCUUCAUCCCAGAGCGUUGGCUGAGAGAUGAGUCAGUGCAGAAAGUCCACCCGUUCAUCCUUCUACCUUUUGGACAUGGACCCAGGAUGUGUGCAGGUCGGAGAAUUGCUGAACAAGAAAUGGCAAUACUACUGACAAGAAUAUUGCAGAAUUUUCAUCUUGAAUGGCACCACCCACAACUGAGGCAAAAAUACUGCACUCUUAAUGUUCCAGACUCGCCUGUUCAAAUCACCUUCCUUGACCGUUGAUUGUUUUUGGGUUGUAUACUAGGGUAAGUAUAUUUCCUGGAUGGAGAAAGUGUGUAUCAAUUUUUCUUCUUAAUUAGAAUACUAACAUGCAAAUAGUUGAAUAACAACCUAUUUGCAGGCAACUCAGGCCCUAAUGUUUGCACUGUGCUGUCGUGGUCAAAAUUCUACAGUAUAAGAAAAGGCUGAUGAGGCAUCAUGUAAUUAAUUCAUCUUAAUUAAUUAGUCUAAUGAAAAGAUGGUGAUGAUAAGGACUAAUUCUAAUCUUUUUGUUACCUAUGAGAUUGUUGUCACAGCGAUUUUGCUCUCCACUUCCAAAGUCUAUCAUGUGAUAGAUGUGCAGAGUGAUCACUCAUUCCCAUCAUAAGAUAUAGAAAGACCUAUGCAUUUUUAGACUUCCUGUGCAAUGAAGCCUUAUGGGCAUAUGGGACUGUUGUGUAUGUGUAUGAUUCUCAUGACAGUUUUCAUAUACUUCUACACUUUUUUACUCCUAACGUUUACUCCUGUGUGUUAAAUGUCUGUAUGAGAAUGUAUGCCUGCCCUUGUGAGCGAAGACAAAUUUCUGUCCUUGGUCUCCUGGACAGACAAUAAAGUCUGUUUUGAUUUGAUAAAUUACAGUGUAAUUUUUUUCAGCAGGGUGAUGUUACCCCGUGUGUGUGUGUGUGCAUGUCAUAUUCUUGUGUGGGCAAAUGUGGUAGAUAUGCAUGCUGUGCUGGCGAUGUUUGUUGUCAGUCAUGUGAUGCUUUUUUAAAUGCAUAUUUUUAACACUUACAGUAUAUGUUUCAUGGAGAUUUAUAUUAAGAUCUCCGACAUUGUGGAAUGCUUAAUACUAUGACAUGUAUUUAUAUAUUUAAUAUUAUGACAUAUUGCAUCCUUUAUUGCAUAAUAAUCUUGUUUUGUGAUAGUAAUAUGAUGACUAUGAUUAAUCACUAUGAUGAAAGCUGUCAAGAGGCUAAGUACUGCUUUCACUUUUAAUAAACACUGAUUUCAUGUGAUAAGCAUGAUUCUGGGGAGAUGUAACAGCAUUUAUGAUGAUAGCAUAAUAGUAUUAUGAUACUGUGACUGUGUGGACACUUGUUUUUCAAUGGACUAAAUGCUGGACUUUUUGAUAAAACAUUAUUUCCUGGGCCUUAUGUUCAUGAAGCACAUUUACCUAGUGAGUUAGCCUACAGGUAAUAGUUAAAUUGGUGUAUUCAUGAUCUCUGGUUAAUCUUUUAUUUAGCAGGUAAUUUAAUCGAUGGAGGGACUACUUGAUAAUAUUUGACCAUAUAGCAUUAUUUUAAUGGUUGUGCUUUUAAACUGUAAGACAGUUUUUUUUUAAAUUUACUUCAUAAUCUGAGACUAUAAGGUGCAAUAAAAACAAAAUUGACCACCGCUGUCAACACUGCACACAUCUUUUAUUCUAUUCGUCAUUUUGUUUCCCAUUGAAGACAAAUUUUGUGACUGAUUAUUGCUCACGGAUCACCAUUUGAUCAGAGUGAAUAAAGUUGACUUUCUUUGGUU